CCCGCCUGACCGGGAGUCAAAUGUGCCGGCCUCAUCUUAUCCACAGCCCUGGGAUCCCUUGGCUGGACAGCAGCAAGGCGGCACUAUCUGCCCAUCACCACAACCCCUGGACCGUCAACCCCUUCACCAAGACACCCCUGCACCCCUCGGCGGCCGGAGCGCCCGGGGCCAUCUCUGUGUACCCGGGCAGCAGCACGUCCAGUACCGCCUCCGUAUCUUCACUCACCCCGGCCUCGCACUCUGGCUCCCACCUCUUCGGCUUUCUCUUCCACCCAGGCAGCUUCCUGGGGGGCCCCGCGUCCAGCUUCACCCCCAAGCCGCGAAGCAAGGCCAGAUCUUGUUCGGAAGGCAGAGAGUGUGUGAACUGUGGAGCAACUGCUACCCCUCUCUGGAGAAGAGACGGCACCGGGCAUUACCUGUGUAACGCCUGCGGGCUCUACCACAAAAUGAACGGUCAAAACCGACCUCUCAUUAAACCUAAGCGAAGGCUGUCAGCGGCUAGGAGAGCAGGGACUUGUUGUGCCAACUGUCAGACAACCACCACAACCUUAUGGCGACGCAAUGCGAACGGGGACCCAGUUUGUAAUGCCUGCGGACUCUACUAUAAAUUGCACAAU
Mesitornis unicolor (brown roatelo) is the source of this 617-nucleotide messenger RNA. Its product is annotated as GATA-binding factor 2-like. The annotation marks the transcript as partial. Lineage: Eukaryota; Metazoa; Chordata; Aves; Mesitornithiformes; Mesitornithidae. Gene Ontology annotation, molecular function: DNA-binding transcription factor activity, RNA polymerase II-specific; RNA polymerase II cis-regulatory region sequence-specific DNA binding; zinc ion binding. Gene Ontology annotation, biological process: positive regulation of transcription by RNA polymerase II; cell fate commitment; negative regulation of transcription by RNA polymerase II. The transcript has 4 exons. The record is from RefSeq and is a predicted model, not a curated record.